Manihot esculenta (cassava) is the source of this 1914-nucleotide messenger RNA. Its product is annotated as V-type proton ATPase subunit H. NCBI's taxonomy places the organism in Eukaryota, Viridiplantae, Streptophyta, Magnoliopsida, Malpighiales, Euphorbiaceae. The record is from RefSeq and is a predicted model, not a curated record. Gene Ontology annotation, cellular component: vacuolar proton-transporting V-type ATPase, V1 domain. Gene Ontology annotation, molecular function: protein binding; heme binding; proton-transporting ATPase activity, rotational mechanism. Gene Ontology annotation, biological process: proton transmembrane transport. The coding region runs from base 165 to 1559 and encodes 464 amino acids. The transcript has 13 exons.
GAAGGGAAUUUUGCUCAGCUUACCAGACUAUAAUACGUUAGAAAUACUCGAUCAUAGCUCUUCUUUCACAAAUCAGUUUCGAAGAAGCUCCUCAAAAUCACAGAAACAGCUCUUUCCUUCCAUAACAGAACCCGACUACAAAGAAGAAAGAAAAUUCAGUCAUAAUGCCUGAGCAGCAAAUUCCAGUUGUUUCACUAUCAAUGGACCAAGCCGGACUGACUACGGAGCAGGUUCUUAAGAGGGAUAUCCCAUGGGAGGCGUAUAUGACGACAAAGUUGAUCUCGGGGACAGACCUUCAACUAUUGAGGCGCUAUGAUAAUCGAUCUGAAAGUUACAGGGCACAAUUGUUAGAUGAUGAUGGUCCAGCUUAUGUUCGGGUAUUUGUCAGCAUCUUGCGAGAUAUAUUUAAGGAAGAAACAGUUGAAUAUGUUCUUGCUUUAAUUGAUGAAUUGCUAACAGCUAAUCCAAAAAGAGCUAGAUUAUUCCAUGACAAGUCUCUAACGAAUGAGGAUACUUAUGAACCUUUCUUAAGAUUGCUAUGGAAAGGUAACUGGUACAUACAAGAAAGGAGCUGCAAGAUACUUGCUCUGAUAGUUAGUGCUAGGCCAAAAACACAAGAUUGCAUCACUGCAAAUGGACAAGCAUCAAAUUCAAAGAGAAAAGUCACUUCCAUUGAUGAUGUGUUGAAAGGAUUAGUUGAAUGGCUUUGUGCUCAGCUGAAGAAGCCUUCACAUCCUACUUGGGGUGUUCCAACUGCUAUUAGUUGCAUUGCAAUGUUACUGAAAGAACCUGUGGUGAGGUCUUCUUUUGUUCAGGCAGAUGGAGUGAAACUUUUAAUUCCUUUAAUUUCUCCUGCUUCUACCCAGCAAUCUAUCCAGCUUCUCUACGAAACAUGUCUAUGUGUCUGGCUAUUAUCUUACUAUGAACCAGCAAUUGAAUACUUGGCUACUUCUAGAGCCUUGCCGCGAUUAGUAGAGGUUGUAAAGAGUUCCACUAAGGAGAAGGUUGUCCGGGUCAUUGUCUUAGCCUUUAGGAACCUGCUUUCCAAAGGUACUUUUGGCGCUCAGAUGGUAGAUCUUGGUCUACCACAGAUUGUGCAGAGUUUGAAAGCACAAGCAUGGAGUGACGAGGACUUGUUGGAGGCUCUGAACCAACUGGAAGAAGGCUUGAGGGAUAACAUUAAGAAACUGAGCUCUUUUGAUGAGUAUAAGCAAGAAGUUCUCCUUGGGCAUCUCGAUUGGUCUCCCAUGCACAAAGAUCCUAUAUUCUGGCGUGAAAAUAUUAACAAUUUUGAGGAAAAUGAUUUCCAGAUUCUAAGGGUCCUUAUUACAAUUUUGGAGACAUCGAGUGACGCAAGAGCUCUGGCUGUUGCUUCCUUUGAUCUCUCACAAUUUAUACAGUACCACCCUGCUGGGCGGAUUAUAGUGACGGACCUCAAGGCGAAGGACCGAGUGAUGAAACUGAUGAACCAUGAAAAUGCUGAAGUUACCAAAAACGCCCUGCUCUGUACUCAAAGGCUUUUCCUGGGCUCCAAGUAUGCAAGCUUUUUGCAGGCCUGAUUCUAUGAGUGCCAUGUAUAAUAAGACUGUAAUGUUCCGGGCCAUCUGCAUAAAUUGAAUGAAUCCUGAAGUUAGCUUCUUGGUUGUCUCGGAAUUUGAUAAGAGCUCCUCUUUACCAGGCGUUAAAUUUUGACAAAUUGAAGAAUUGGUCUUUUCUGUUCUACCAAAUUGCGGAAUAUUGUUUGCAGUUUCUUAAGUAUUUAUUAAUUUUUUAAUUUUUUUCUUUUUUUUCUUUCUUUCGGAUGUACAUGCCUUUGGAGUGUUAGUUGGUUUGGUUGUUCAAUAAUGUCAUCUAACAAUCGGGAAAUUUUUGGAGUUUACAUCUAUAAUUCAUUGAUUUAUGCAGUUUUUUUUA